Molecule: messenger RNA, 1687 nt
Organism: Lathyrus oleraceus (garden pea)
Lineage: Eukaryota; Viridiplantae; Streptophyta; Magnoliopsida; Fabales; Fabaceae
Exons: 11
Coding region: 184-1359 (391 amino acids)
Biological process (GO): Golgi to plasma membrane transport
Source: RefSeq, a predicted model, not a curated record
CUAUUAUAAAUAAUAAAAAACUUUAAACAUUAAAUAAUUAAUGUAUAUGAUACGAGCAUAUGAUUUUUAAUUUUCAAUUUCAAUUAUUUGUUAACAAAUAAUUUUAGUGUUUAGAAGAUGAGCAGUGUAAUUUAGCUUUGAAGAAGAAAUUGAGGUUAGAACUUAGAACGGCAAAGGAAGAGCAUGGAGUCACUAGACAAAAUCUCAAGCGUCGACAAAAUUUUGGAUCUACUUUCCACCGUCGGCUACGUCGACGCCACAGGUUCCGAUGCACCGCCGUCGCAGAAAAUUGCCGCCGGCCUCUCUUGGAUCAUCGCCGCCCUCAACCCCAACUCCAACAUAAUACACGAUGAAAACAACACACAUUACAUAGAAGAAUCUCUAAAGUUAAUUGAAUGUCCGCACCCUCUUCAACAAACUCAUAUUCAAAAUUGUGAUGCUGAUGCUCUUUUUCCCGUUAUUCAAUGGUUUGCUUCACGUUUAAAAUCAACGCAAGAGCAAUGUGUCAGUGAGGUACUUCGCGAUGAAGAAACUAUUGAAGAAGAGGAUGAGGUUAAAACUACUUUGAUAAACAAGUUGGAUGAACUGAACCAACGGAAGACAAAUGUUGUGGAGCAGUUAGAUGAGUUAAGAGCGAGAAUCAAUAAGGAAGGUGUUGAUUCUGCCGUUCAGAAGUUUUAUCCUUUUAUCAUGUCUAUGAAGAAUCUUGAAAGGAAGGAAAACAGCUUUCUGUUCAACCGUGAUUCUAAGCAUUCAGAACUUCAGGCCGAAAUUAGUGAAUUAGAGAGGAAAAUAGCAAAUGACUAUGAUAGCAAGAGCCUUACUGAUGAGCUUCAUCAUUCUUUCCGUGAAUCACUUGAAAGAGUCGAUUUGAUGAAAAAGGAACAUGCUGCUAGACUAAGGGAUGUAGUGGCAGUAAGACGGCAGAUUGAUGAUCUACCAUGCCAAUCAGAAAUCGUCCAGUAUGAACACCGGCUCUCAGAACUGUAUGCUCAAAUCCAGGGAAAACAUCGACAGACUCGCAAAUACUAUUCUACCUACAAUGCUCUGUUGGAAAUAAAAGAGUUGAUGUUAAAGGAAACAUCUUUAUUGAAUUCGAUCAUCUCACAGUUUCAAGAGGCCUUUAAUAGUGCUGAUGGUCGUAUAAAAAUUGUUCAUUCUAUGGAAGGAAUUGUCAAGGGAAGUCAACAGAAACUGGAAAAGGUUCAACUAGGGUUUCAAGAAGAAGAGAGAAUCUGUAAUGACCUCAAGGAUAGAUAUGCUGCAGCAAUCGGUGAGCAAAAGCGCUGCUAUUCUCUGAUGAAAGCUUUUCAGGAAAAAUGUUCCAAGGAGAAGUUACGGGGUCAGAGUUCCAGAUGAAAAUUGCUGAUAUGUAUGAGGAUGAGUUGCGUGAAAUAUUUGCAUCACAGUCAAAUCAGAUAGUUGGCCACAAAUUCACAAUACCAUGGUUAUGGGUUAAGUUACGAAUAUAAUCUGCCUGAUGCACGGGCUGCGGAUAUGUUAUUUACAUGUUUUAUUUAGCAAUUACAAUAAAGCUUUUUAUGAUUGGGUUUUGUACAGUUUUUCCUGGAACUUCAGAUCAUUCCAAUGCUCCAAGGGACGGGCAUUCUCCUUUUGAUAUUUUACUAUUUUUAAAUGUUUGGAAAAUCUUAUUUUUGUAACAUGAAUGAUUUACUUUCAUACUUCA